This is a messenger RNA of Orbicella faveolata, 1143 nucleotides long. RefSeq lists its product as uncharacterized. Lineage: Eukaryota; Metazoa; Cnidaria; Anthozoa; Scleractinia; Merulinidae. The record is from RefSeq and is a predicted model, not a curated record.
AUGCAAGUAACUUUCAAAUUUAGUGAGUUACCGAACGACAUGAAAAUGUUAGCCCUAUUAGCAGGGGAAUUGCCAAAUUCUGCUAAGUAUUUUUCAACCUUUGCCAAUGUAAACAAGGAUAAUUGCAAGGAACUCAAUGGCACUUUUGGAACAAGUAAUAACACCUGGCAGCCAUGGGAGUACAAGGCUAGACUAAAGGUGGUAAAAGAAGCAGAGCAAUUCAAACUCUCAUUGACAGGAAAAACUCUGUCAGAGAAGGUGCGACGAUCAAAGAUCACCGAGUUCAUUGCACGCAAGAAAAGAAGACAAGAGUUUACACCUUUAGUGGGUAAAUUAAUUAACAGGGCUCAUGUAGAGCCGUUACACCUGAAAAACAAUGCUUGGCAACUUUUUUUCAGGGGUUUAUUGAAAGAGUCCAUUGCCAAGUCAAACCUCCCGUCAUCAUGCAAGAAAUUCACAGAUGUCCCAAAGGACAGCUGUUUUAGAAGAGAGGUAAAUGCCCUUCGGCUUGAAGUGAAAAGCAAGUGUCUUGCACGAAGAGUGACUGAGUGGUUUGAAGAAACUGAAGCAAAGGGUAGUGAUUUGCAGUAUAGGUUCACUGGGAAAGACUCAAGAUUGUUCUGCCACAAUUUCAUGCGACUAAUUAAGUUUUUGAGUUGUGAGGGUGACUCUAGAAAGCAGAGACUCACUGUUCUCGUGUAUGCUUUCAGUGGGCUUAAAUUGAGAGAUUGUGUUUCACUUCUCAAUCGUUUUGAAAUCACAAAUGAACAAAUUCAAGAACUUCCCAGAAAGUCACGGGAAUAUUUCAGAGCAAAUACCUCGUUUCUUCCCACUUCAGUUAAUCCAACGGUGUGGACUUUGGGAAACAUUGUCUCUGCCUAUUGCAAAGAGGUUUUUCAGAGAGAUGACCAAGGCCUGUGCACAGUUACAAUGGAGGGCAGAGAGCCAAAGCAUACUUUUUUAAAGAAGCUCUCUGAAAACAGUUCAUUUCAAAGGCAGUGGUAUGACAUAUUUAAACAUGAAUUUAUUAUGCCAAUUUGGCUGCCAGAGAAAGGAUUUGACAUAUUUCUGUACAAACCGAGCAAGGAUGUUUACAUCCCAAGUAGAGUUUUUGCCAAUGACAACUACUGUUACUGUAGUUAA